Messenger RNA from Mercenaria mercenaria, 1212 nucleotides. Its product is annotated as transcription intermediary factor 1-beta-like. The record is from RefSeq and is a predicted model, not a curated record. The annotation marks the transcript as partial. Gene Ontology annotation, molecular function: ubiquitin-protein transferase activity; zinc ion binding. Lineage: Eukaryota; Metazoa; Mollusca; Bivalvia; Venerida; Veneridae. Gene Ontology annotation, cellular component: nucleoplasm; chromatin. The transcript is spliced from 3 exons. Gene Ontology annotation, biological process: positive regulation of DNA-templated transcription.
AUAAACGGGAAGUAAACUUAAGUUAUAGUCAAAAUGGCGUUUUCUAAACAAUGUGAGUCGGAUGAAGUUCAUGAGAUGCACUGUGAACAAUGUGAAGAAUUUGGAGAAAAUGCGGUCGCUGAAGGUUUUUGCAAAGACUGUUUGGAAUAUAUGUGUAAGUCAUGCUUAAAAUAUCAUGCACGGCAAAAUAGGAAACAUAAACUACAGGACAGCAACGCUAUGCCACAAGAUUUUUGCUUUGAGCGGUGUUCUGUUCACCCAAACAAGUUCAUCAGGUUUUAUUGUGCCAUUUGUGAAACAUUUGCCUGUACUGAGUGUAGAACAACUGUCCAUAAUACGUGUACUGAUAUUGGCCAUGUGCCAACAAUGGCAAGAGAAGUAGAAAGCAGUGAAGAACUUAAAGAAUUGUUGAAAGAAAUUGGUUUCAUAACUAAAGAACUAGAAAAUACAAAGUCUGAACUGAAUACAAGCGUUGAUAAGGUUCACAGUCAAGGAACACAGACCAAGGUAGCGCUAGAAAAGAGAAAAGAACAAAGGAAAGUGCGUUUAAAAGAUCAGAAACAAAACCUAGUUGCAUACUUCGACAGAUAUUUGAAGGAAGUCACAACAAGACUUAAACAAGAAUCCCAGGAAAAGAUAGCAUAUCUCACAAAAGAACAAAAUAAAUUUGAGAAAGAACAAACUGAAAACGAGAGAGAAAUGUCAGAAAGCUUAGAGAAGACAACUAAGGGAAAUAUUCUAAAAUUACAAUCACUUUUAGCAAAAGGAGUAGCAAUUUAUGACAACAUGAAAACAAUCGUGUUUGACCUAGACCAGCAACAGAAAAUAGGCCAGCGAUGUAAACUAUUCAUGACAUUAAAAUCAUCUAUGAAGGUAAUGAAAAGAGAAAAGCUGAAAAUCAACAAAUACUUAAAAGAUACCUCAAAACCAUUCGAGCAAAACUUGCCAACACAGACAAUGGAAAAUGCAAGCAAAUGUGAACUACCGUUUAUGCUGAGAGCUACGGCCUUUCCAGGAAACCUUGAAGAUAAAAUUGAAAAUACUGAGGAGAUGAAACGUAUGCGGGACUUACUAAGAGAGAGACGUUAUUUACUUCUAGAUACUAAGGACGAUGUAUAUGUGGACAUCAUAAAGAAAAACAUCCUUUCAGAAACAUUUGGUAUCGCUCCUGUGACGAUUUUCGGCAGUGCUUUCAAAGGGGACGAUUCUCAG